Molecule: messenger RNA, 2067 nt
Organism: Penicillium samsonianum
Lineage: Eukaryota; Fungi; Ascomycota; Eurotiomycetes; Eurotiales; Aspergillaceae
Exons: 1
Coding region: 1-2067 (688 amino acids)
Source: RefSeq, a predicted model, not a curated record
AUGCCUUACAUCGCCCGGACAAGUGCGCUCUCUGAGCUGGCCCUUAAUGGGGGGCUCGUUGACCCCCGAGCUGGUCAACAGCCUUCUUUUGGUAAACGAAUGGUCUGUCGGGACGUAACCGACUUCAUCGCCAACACAACCAAGUCCUCGCCUCCAGAAUUGAGACACGGAAGGACUGGUGCUAGACACAAUAAGUGGAUUACGCCGUACAAUAAGCCAGCUAGCGAGUACCAGGCCAAGCUCGACAGGAUCUUCGCCCAUUCAAGGGACAUUAAACUGCCUUGGGCAGGAAAGAAUUCCGACCUGCCCGUGUCAGACCUCGUACCAGGGGUCGUCAUCAGCGGUGGUCUCAGUCGCUCACCAGCUUUUGAUUGCCUGCCUGUCGUUUCCCACUGGGCUGACCGGACCGACGAUUCUUCGGCUGAGGACCCUGAUGCCACCGUCCGUCUUUCUUCGACCUGGGGUACCACCCAUGUCAUUGGAGAAGGGGCCACCAUGGGCUACCCUCUUGGAGCCCCCUGCUGGUUGCUCAAGACUCACGGCAUAGGUCCGGUCAAGGCUGGGUCAAGUAAAUUUUCUCAACAAUACCUCCCUGAAACCGACACGCUGGUGACGACGGUCAGCUUGGCGCGUCGUUACGACACCAUUCAAACCAGCGGAGUUAUUGGUGCAGCCAUGAGCAUCUCCUGGAUGCGUAAUGCACGCGUUGCAGACGCCGUCGAUUGUGCAACUGGGCUGCUAGCAGAUGCUGCGGCUCUCUUGGCAGCGCGUGAUAAGGUGAUCACGACUGGAGAGACACAGCGCCUACCGUUCGCUGAAGUCCGCAGGGCUCACCUGCCGGCAUGGUGCUCCGCUCGUAAGCCUCUCCCUCCCAAGCUGAGCGGCGUGGCACUCUCAUUAGACCGGGCCGUUGUGGAUCUCCUCGCAGCAGAGGAUUGUGAGGGGCCUCUGCUUAACACCAGCAUUUUCUCUAUGGCGCUAGGCUAUAACCGGGGCGUCUACGGUGGUUCGAUCUCUGGCUUGUGGGCUAUCAUGGACUCGGCUUUUGUCCUGGAUUACUCUAUAGGCAUCAAAAGUGCUGCGAUGGCGGACAGUCUCUCCUCUGCAUUUGCAGAGGUAGCUGCUAUUGCUGAAGAAUCCGUCUCCGCCGGCCCACAUAUCAACGACAUACGGAUCGUCAAGGGCUGCGAUUAUGCAUGCUUGCGCCAGAAGACCAUCAUCGAGGAUGCCCACCCUAUCCCCUCUAGCCCGUGUAUAGUUGUUUGGGACGAUCUCGCUCGGCUUGCCCGUUACAAGCUAGCCGAUGCCGUGUUCUGUCAUGUCUAUUACGAUGCAGGCGGCGGAGAACAGAUGGCUGCCAUCGCCGGCCUUGGCUGCGUUGUGCAUGACUGGAUUGAUCUUGGAGCUGAUAUAGCGUGUGCAGAAGUCAGCAACAUCAUCCCUACUUUGACGCGGGGAUCUUUGGAAGAGGAACCCUUACUCGAGGUUUACUCGCGGUUUCUUGGUUCUAUGAUAUGGUAUCGGGACAACGAUCCCUAUAACCCGGCAGCCCUCUGCAUUCUCUUCACGCACUGGUGGCAGCUCGCUAACUGCCGACACCGACCCAUCACACUGCUCGGCAGAACAGACCUUAAAGAGGGCGCGGGAAUCGCCGCCACAAUACCGGAUGGGAGGCCAGAGUUGGAGCACUUUCGAGCAAGCGGCACCAAGGUCGAGCGUGGGGAGCGUCCCCUCGCCAAUGCCGAAGCACGACUCCAAUCUGUCCUUUCCUCUGACCCAUUGCCCGAAACUCGUGCCGUCAUUGAGCUUUUAGUAGACCCUGUUCUCGCCUACGUGAGAGGGGCUGAUAGCAUACCCGCUGAGAGUGAAUACGUGGGAGCUGUUCUAGCUGCCGAAGUGGCUUAUCCCCACGGGCAGAAGAUUAUGGAGUUGUGGGACCUUGCUAUCGUCAUGUGGGAGUGCGGGGCAAUUUGGGCGGCUGGAGUGGCAGGCCUUUGCUAUACUCAUACCGGAAAGUCCAACUGUGACCGGGCUCGUGAUGACUUGGCUGACACCACCUGGAGUUAA